AUGUUCCAGACUGUUAGAACUGUUUUCACCUCCCUCGAUGCCACCGGCAGCAACGGCCCCCUCACUUUGAACGAUCGAACCUCCAGCUUCUAUGUCAACGAGCACCAGGGAGAUGGCCUCUUCACCCACAAGACCGUCACUGAGAACAACCUCGGAGGCAUCCGCGGUGACGAUCCCGCCAACAUCCUCCCCACCUACAGCUCCUAUGGUGCUUACGGUGCUUCCGAGUAA
Guillardia theta CCMP2712 is the source of this 231-nucleotide messenger RNA. RefSeq lists its product as hypothetical. Bases 1 to 231 code for a protein of 76 amino acids. The transcript has 3 exons. The record is from RefSeq and is a predicted model, not a curated record. NCBI's taxonomy places the organism in Eukaryota, Cryptophyceae, Pyrenomonadales, Geminigeraceae.